UUUUCCUUCUUGUUGUGCAUUUGUGAAUAGGCCUGUAUCACAUGCUGAGCGAUUGAUUUUAUGCGCAGGUUCAUUUGAGUGAAAUAUUCAUUUGGCGACUUUUAUUUCUACCUGUUUUCUAUAUCCGACCCACAUAUGGACAUACCGAGGGAUCAUUUCUGCUUUAAACCUCUCGACAUGAGAUGAAACCCUAGAGGAGAUGCUAUGUGUACUGAAUAACGAAAAGAAGAGGACGCGCUAUUUUGGAGGCGAAUCGAAUUUGAUCAACCUUUCAUUUCAGGGUUGCUCAGAAUGCUUAAAUUCUAAGCCAUCAACUUAAAUGUAUAAUAUAGGAACUGUUAUGCAGGCAUGCUGAUGAUUCAUAUAUGGUGCAAUGGAUUUGGUAACCAUACGGUAAGGGAAGUGUUGUAGUGAAUAUUUUAUACAGAGAAGGUUUCUUGUUAUAGGCUAUUUAAGCAGAUGAUGGUGGCACUCCAAAGCAAUUAACACCCCAAUGGCCGACAUUGGCAUAUAUGCAAUAUAGGAUAUAAAAUAGCCUAAUCUCUUUUCUCUUGGCAUUAGGGGUUAAUGUUGGAAUCUGUUUGUUUGGCAUAAUUUGUUAAUUAGCAUUAGUAGUUUAUAAGUCUUAAUUUAGAAGACAAGAAAAGACGGGAUACUUCAGAGACCGUAAUCAGCUUAAGGUUUACAGCAGCUAUAGUUGGUGGCACUUUUGCAUUGUGCAUUGCUUUCCAGCCCCUAAGUGGCUUGCUACUAUAGUAUUUCUAAUAUAAUGGACCCCAAUCAUAUGGAUGAUGGUUCCUCCAGUGAUGGCAUGGAGAUGGAGAUCAUGCCUGGCUAUACAGAGCUCAUCACUAGAGCAUAUUCAGUCAUGUUCAGUGCCUUUAGAGACUGUAAAGACUGUGGGCUGGAGCUGUCCAGGAGAACCUUGCUGGAUCAUGCAUACAUAACCUGGACGGAGAUCUUCAUGUUCCUCAUGUGCGCGGUCAUGUGGACGAAGGUGCGCAGGGGCCUGACUGUGUACAUCUUUGAGCCUUUUGCACAAUGGUGUUGUAUCCAACCAAAAGAUGUCUCAAAGAUGCCGGAGAGUGCAUGGAAGCUGGUCUUCUACACAAUGUCAUGGUCAUACAGCACAUACCUUUUGUUUUUCACUAGCUAUUCCUUCUUUCAAAACCCCCCAUCUGUGUUUUACGACUGGAAGAGUGGGAUGUCGGUUCCCACUGAUAUCACAAUAGCUUACCUAAUCCAGGGCAGCUUCUACGGCCAUUCCAUAUAUGCCACCAUUUACAUGGAUGCCUGGAGGAAGGACUCCCUUGUGAUGGUGGUGCAUCACUUUAUCACUCUGGCCCUGAUCACAUUCUCCUAUGCCUUCAGAUACCACAACAUUGGCAUUCUUGUCCUCUUUCUUCAUGACAUCAAUGACAUUCAGUUGGAGUUCACCAAGCUCAAUGUUUACUUCAAGACCCGGGGAGGGAAAGAGUACCUCAUCAAUGAUGUCCUGUCCAACAUGGGGGCCAUUAGUUUUAGCAUCACAUGGUUUUGGUUCCGUUUGUACUGGUUCCCCCUCAAAGUUAUGUGGGCCUCCUGUGUCACCAGCAUCCAGUCGGUUCCCCACAUCCCUUUCUACUUUUUCUUCAACAUACUCCUGUUUGCCCUGCUCCUCAUGAAUAUCUACUGGUUCCUGUUCAUUGUUCUGUUCGUGGUGAAGGCCCUGACGGGCCAGAUGACGGAGGUAAAUGACGUCCGGGAGUACGAAGAUGAGAACCUAAAGGAGCAAAAAGACACUAAUGAUCCGAUGUCUACUGAAGGGAAACACGUGCAGAACGGGAUCACCAAGAAGAAACAUCUAUAAUGUCUAGGUGCUGCCACCUGCAGGCACUUAACGAUGACUGCAAGGAACUUGCGGUGGGAGUGCCUGAUAUCUCUGCCGGUGAGAAA
Molecule: messenger RNA, 1935 nt
Organism: Sinocyclocheilus grahami
Lineage: Eukaryota; Metazoa; Chordata; Actinopteri; Cypriniformes; Cyprinidae
Gene: cers1
Product: ceramide synthase 1
Exons: 8
Coding region: 770-1849 (359 amino acids)
Biological process (GO): ceramide biosynthetic process
Cellular component (GO): membrane
Molecular function (GO): sphingosine N-acyltransferase activity
Source: RefSeq, a predicted model, not a curated record